Molecule: messenger RNA, 5004 nt
Organism: Cynoglossus semilaevis (tongue sole)
Lineage: Eukaryota; Metazoa; Chordata; Actinopteri; Pleuronectiformes; Cynoglossidae
Product: calcium/calmodulin-dependent 3',5'-cyclic nucleotide phosphodiesterase 1C
Exons: 17
Coding region: 245-2140 (631 amino acids)
Biological process (GO): signal transduction
Molecular function (GO): 3',5'-cyclic-nucleotide phosphodiesterase activity
Source: RefSeq, a predicted model, not a curated record
UUUCUGAGUUUGGAUCCCCCUCUUUCCCACAAUCAGGAGAGAAAAAGAGAGAGAAAGAGAGAGAGAAGAAGGAUGGUGCUCGGCCCUUCACAGCUCUGGCUGCAAGUGUGAAAGAAGAAGAAGAAAAAGAAGAAGAAGAAGAAGAAGAAGAAGGAAACCUUUCUUUCAUCCUGGGUUUCAGCAUCUGGCGACCUGACUUUUUUAAUCUCUUGUUGACACGUCCCGACCACUGACAGCCUCUGACAUGGAGUCUCCCACCAAAGAGAUUGAGGAAUUUGAAAGCACGGCCCUGAAGUACCUACAGCCGGAACAGAUUGAGAAGAUUUGGCUCCGACUCCGAGGACUCCGCAAGUACAAGAAGACGUCCCAGAGAUUAAGAUGUCUGGUGAAGCAGCUGGAGAGAGGAGAAGCCUCCCUCGCUGACCUCAAGAAAAACCUUGAGUACGCCGCGUCGGUGCUGGAAUCUGUUUACAUCGAGGAGACGAGACGCCUGCUCGACACAGAGGAUGAGCUCAGUGACAUCCAGUCAGAGUCGGUCCCCUCAGAGGUGCGGGACUGGCUGGCCUCCACCUUCACGCGACAGAUGGGCUUGAUGUUGCGGCGCAAUGAGGAGAAACCGCGCUUCCGCAGCAUCGUCCACGCGGUGCAAGCGGGAAUAUUUGUUGAGAGGAUGUACCGGCGCACCUCCAAUAUGGUGGGACUCAGCUAUCCCCCAUCUGUCAUAUCUGUGCUUAAGAAUGUUGACAAGUGGUCAUUUGACGUCUUUGCUCUUAAUGAGGCCAGCGGGGAGCACGCACUUAAAUUCAUAUUCUACGAGUUACUCACAAGAUAUGACCUCAUUAGCCGCUUCAAGAUCCCCAUCUCUGCAGUGGUGUCGUUUGUGGAGGCCCUGGAAGUUGGAUACAGCAAACAUAAAAACCCCUACCACAACCUGAUGCACGCUGCUGAUGUCACACAGACUGUGCAUUACCUGCUCCUGAAGACUGGGAUGGUGCACUGGUUGACUGAGCUGGAGAUCUUUGCCAUGAUCUUUGCGGCAGCAGUGCACGACUAUGAGCACACAGGGACCACAAACAACUUCCACAUUCAGACAAGGUCAGACACAGCCAUCCUAUACAACGACCGCUCAGUGUUGGAGAGCCACCACGUGAGCGCAGCCUACCGUCUGCUGCAGGAUGACGACGAGAUGAACAUCCUCUACAACCUGUCCAAGGAUGACUGGAGGGAGCUGCGAGCUCUGGUGGUGGAGAUGGUUCUGGCCACAGACAUGUCCUGCCAUUUCCAGCAAGUGAAGGCCAUGAAGAACUUCCUACAACAACCUGAGGGCAUCGACAAGCCCAAAGCCCUGUCCCUGCUGCUCCACACAGCAGACAUCAGCCAUCCGGCCAAAAGCUGGGACCUGCACCAUCGCUGGACCACCUCCUUACUGGAGGAGUUUUUCAGACAAGGGGACAAAGAGUCCGAGCUGGGCCUCCCAUUCUCACCGCUCUGUGACCGAAAGUCAACAAUGGUGGCUCAAUCUCAGAUCGGUUUCAUCGACUUCAUCGUGGUUCCCACCUUCACUGUGCUGACUGACAUGAUGGAACGCAUCGUCACGCCGCUCAUCGACGAGGCCUCCCACUCCGGCUUCACCGGCUUCCGACGCUCCAGUCUGAACAGCAUCAGCUCAGAUGAAGCGAAGAGACACAGUGUGAAGAGCACAGGCUCCGACAGCGGCUCGUCGGGCCAGUGCUCCCUGCUGACGGUGGACAUCAAGAACUUCAAGUCUCUGUGGAACGAAGAGGUUUAUCAGAACAGGGAGAGGUGGAAAACUCAGGCUACCAAAGAGGCAGAGGAAAGAGCUAAAAAGGAGGCGGAGGAGCGGGCCCAGCAGGAGGCGACGAUGGAGCCGCAGGAGGCCCAGUCCCAGACCUCACAGCCAGAACCAAAGGAGAACAAAAUGGAACAGGAGUCGCCCUCCGAGUCGUCACAGGUCAGCAGACAAACGGAUGGAAACAAGGUGGAAACGGACGAGGGAGAACGUUCUGGAAGCACGGCACAAAAGGAUCUUCCUCCUCUGCAUAACGGAGAGUUGUCUGAAGGAGCCGAGUCUCCACAGGAAAACAAGAACAAAAGUGUUGACGAAGAAGAGAUGGAAUAGCCAAGCCAGCUUUGAUUUUUUUUCCAGCAAAUUCGGACUGAAUCUGUCUCUAAACUAACGACUGGGAGAAGCUCACGCUGGAGGCACAGGCCAUCUCUUGGACUGCAGCGCCCUCUGGGGGACACCAAGAAAGUCACACCUUCACUUCCAUUUCGUCUUUGGGAUGUUUUUACUUUUCCUGCAUUUAUACUCCAGUGCCCGUGUACAUAGAGAUAACGGCUACACCCAUGUGCAUUACUCCCUCCUGCUUAUUGAUAAAUAUAAAUAUGUUGGGUUUUUUUUAAACUGCAGGUGAUGGUAGAGGUCUAUAGGAGCCAGUGAAAGGCUGUGUCUCCUGUUAUGGGGGGGGGGGGGGGGGUCAAAAUCUUCCUCAACACUUUCCCUUCUCGUUACUCAAUUAUUAGAUUUUGGCAUCACAAAUCAAAGUUAAACUUUAAAGGUUUUUGGCAACUUUUUUUUUAAUAUGUUCAUUUAUGUUUGUCAUUACGUUCACAUGUCUGUGUUGGGAGAGAAGCACUGCGUACAUAUGAAGGGUGAGGAGCUUCCACAGCUGCUACAGAGAGGCUCCGUAGUCCAAGUGUGGAACCUGGAGCACCAACCGUUGAAUAACAUCGGCAAAAACGAUCGUUCUGAAGAGGAGCAGUUAGAGUGUGAGUGCAGUACAGCUUGGUUUUGACAGAGGGCAACUCUAUUUUAUACCUAUCCUUUCCACUUCUUGCUUUUCUUUAAAAAACAGAAACUGUUUCUGUUCCUGCAGCCAAGAUGAUAAAGUUCAUGUAUGUGUGCGCGCGUGUGCGUGUCUCAUGUCAUCUUCACAAUAUAUUUAAAUUUGAAUUUACAUGCACAGAACGGAGCCACAGUAGAAUUCUUCAGUCCAAAUAUAUUUUUUAAAUAUAUUGUAAUAUAAUGUAGUGUAUAAAAAAGAAGGAAAUCCAAGAAAUAGAAUGCAAAUCUGACAUAUAUCAGACAUAUCACACCCUCAGAUGCAUCAAUGACGUCAUGGUCUACACACAGUCUUUUCGUUCGGUUCCUCUACCUGUUGUUGUUGCAUCCGUCUGCCACCGGAGGCGCUGUAGUUUCGUUGUUGAAAAGACUUGUUAUUAUUUCCAAUGCCUUCUCGUGUGCUGCAGCUGUCGCAGGCAGUUGUUCAGCUCCAGCAGCUUGUCAUCCUGAUGUCGGUGUAAUGUUGAACCAGUGUGUUUCUACUGUGUUUGUACAACUAUUAGCCAUCGCGCUUGUGACAACGACGUCCAAACUGUAUCUGCUUCUCGUUCUUGUUUACCGGGGGGGUUUUUUUUGAGCUUGUGAUGCUGUGUAAAAGAAGAUGCAAAGUUUGCUUACUGUGCAUUUGUACCAUAACGAACCCCCGCCCUGCUGGUUUGGCUUUGACUGCUCUAUGUACUUUGUGUGUAUUGACACAUGACAAAGGAAGGGAAACAAGCAACAAGCAUUUGGGCAGUAUUUGAAAAAAAUAUGGGUAUGUUUUUUUUUCCCCCUCAAUUAUUGUGCACUUUUAUUUAUAUAUUUUUUUAAGAAUCUCCCGAACUUAUCGUGUCGAGAUCGUGUUCUUGGCAUGUUGUUAAAAAAAAAACAAACAAAAAAAAACAAUACAUGUGAAUACUGCUGCCCAUUCUAAUCCGUGUACUAUAUAUAUAUAAAUAUAUAAGUAUAUAUAUAUAUUAGUUUGAAAACUGGUGAACAAAGAAUUCUUUCUAUGAGGUUCUAGAAGGUAGGAAUUAUUUUUAUCCUCUUUGUUUUUUCUAUUCCAGCAGGAACACUAGAAUCCCACCCGUUUGUCACACGACACUACUAUAAACCUAAAGAAAUAGUCAGUGGUUAGCAAGCCACCUGGCUGAAACUUAUACUAUACAUGUGCUUCUUUUUUUCUUUUUUUCCCCCACACCUUUCAAACCACUCUUGUGAUGUCAUCUGAAUCUGUGCUGAUCCAGGUUCAGUCGAACGACGAGUUACAAUCUUUCACUAUUUCAACACUGAAGCAGCCUCGUGGGAAGGCGUAUUUUAGAAAACGGCAGGAAAUUCUUUAAUGUCUGCAAUUUGAUGUUGCAGAGGUUUAGUUUUUAUAAUGGGAUAGUUUUGUUUUGUUUUGUUUUGUUUUUUCAAGUACAUUUUUAGCCGUUUCGUGCACUACAGUGUAUGUUUUCCCCUUUAAAAGAACUGUUUUAAUUAUUUUUAUUUUUUGACUCAGAAGAAAUGGAAAAGUAACUUUUUUCACCCUCUAAUUUUUGCCUUUCUUUGUUGAAUCUGUUCAAUGUGUUUAUCCUCACCAGCUCUCCGGCCACAAAAACAUUUCUAAAAUUUUAAGCAUACCGAGGAAAAGCCAAUUUAAAAAGAACAAACAAACCAGAAGCUGGUUGUCUGAACCGAGGACCGAUCACGUGUACAGUCUUGUUGUCUGCUCUUUCACAUGCUACUGUGAUAGCCAACUGUAGGAAUGUUUAGCAGUAAUUUAUACAGAGCAUAAUUAGAAACCUAGCCGUAUUUAGGACACGUGAAGACUGCUGAACAUGGUGUUUGGUAACGGUUUCCUCUGGAACAGAUUGUUGUUUGUUUAUUGCUUUUCCCCUCGUUUAUUCUCUGUAAUGACUGAUUUCAAACUGUUCUGCUUACUGAAGUCAGAGGGAUGUAGAUCACGGAUGUGUGUGACUGGGUGUGUGUGUGAGGGAGAGAGAGAGAGAGAGAGAGACUGCUGAGAAUACUAAAUGUGCAUUUCUGAUCUCCUCACUGUGACCUGCUCUAUCAAUGAGAGUGUGUGUGUGGGGGUGUGUGGGUGGGUGUGGGUGGGUGGGUGUGUGUGGAGAAAAUGGCAGCGUGACAUUGGACGGUGUGAUGCUGGAUGGACAACC